AUGCCUCAUUCCACGAGCUCGGGCUCCUAUGCCCGAGAAUCCUCCGUACCCCGAUCCAGUGCCAAGCAUCCAGACGACCAAGAGAAUGAUUCCGGCCUAGAGAAGUUUCCAGACCAUAUCGAUUCUCCGGCGAUGCGCGCCAAUGGUGCAAGAUCCAUGAGCCCUGCCGGGCUGAACGCAUAUGGGAUUGGGUUGAGUGGAGGAGCUCAGAUAAAUGGAGAUCGUUGGCAACCACGAAGGGACCUUUCUGCAUCAAGAGGUGUACGAUUUGGCUCCCCACUAGGUCCGUCAGCAGGCGUUCCUCGAGGCCACGGACGACAGAAGAGUAUUAGUGAAGCUUUCCGUACUAUCAGGGAUAGAAACGGCAGCGUUAGCCAGAAUGCCCAUGAAUUAGCAGAUGCGCUACGGGCACCUGUGUCCCCCAAGCUUAUUAUCCUCUGUAUUAUGUGGUAUAUGUCAUCUGCCUUGACAAAUACGUCUUCUAAGUCCAUCCUCAAUGCUUUCAACAAACCUGCCACCUUGACCAUGAUCCAAUUCUUCUUGGUCGCCUUUUACUGUCUCGCUUCCUCGUGGAUGGCCAGUGUAUUCCCUUCCCUACGAGAAUCGAUUCCAGCAUUAAAGAACCCAAUACGAUAUCCAUCGAGAGAUGUCAUUAUGACAACGCUCCCCUUAGCUGGAUUUCAGAUUGGUGGCCAUCUAUUGAGUUCCACGGCAACCUCUAAGAUUCCGGUAUCUAUGGUACACACUGUAAAGGGACUUUCACCAUUGUUCACCGUUUUCGCUUACCGGUUUAUAUUCGACAUACGAUAUCCGAGAGCUACAUAUUUUUCCCUGGUACCGCUUACACUAGGUGUGAUGCUCGCCUGUUCAUCGAACCACACCUUUAAAGGAGAGAUUGUAGGAAUUAUAUACGCUCUUUUAGCAACUAUUAUCUUCGUCACGCAGAAUAUCUUUUCUAAGAGGCUCUUUAACGAGGCUGCUAAGGCAGAGGCAGAUGGUUUAUCAGCAAAAUCCCGCAAGCUUGAUAAAUUAAACCUUCUAUGUUAUUCCUCUGGUCUUGCUUUUCUGUUGACGUCCCCAAUCUGGUUUUGGAGUGAAGGUAUCGGACUUAUUAGAGACGUCUACCAUGACGGUUCGGUAGAUCUCUCUUCACACCCCAAUAGCUUUGAUCAUGGGCGCUUAUCACUCGAAUUUCUAUUCAACGGCACUUUUCAUUUCGGACAAAAUAUCCUAGCUUUUGUCUUACUAUCGAUGGUAUCGCCCGUAACAUACUCGGUUGCGUCUCUUAUUAAGCGUGUGUGGGUUAUUACAGUCGCGAUUCUAUGGUUCCGCAACCCUACGACUCCAAUCCAGGCCGUAGGCAUUGCGUUGACAUUCCUUGGUCUCUACCUAUAUGAUCGGACGAACGAUAGCAACAAGGCCGACCGGCGCGCACGUCUUUUGAGUCAGAGUGCGGGAGGGGACCAACCACUGCUACCACUCAAUACGACCCAAAAUAAAACAGGCGUUUCUGGCCAAGCACCACAGAUUUUUGGGAGCCCGAUAUCUAUGUCUAACGGACCGACUCCUCAUCCUUAUACUAAUGGUCAUUCUUCGCAAACAAGCUCUGUAGCCGAUGAUUUUAAGAAAAGCGAUGAUGCCGGCAAAGGCAGACAAAGAGGUAGCAGUAACGCGGCUUGGUUGCCACCCGGUACUAGGCAGGAAGAAACUUGGAGAUACGAGGAUAGAGUUAGUGUUCGAUGA
Molecule: messenger RNA, 1743 nt
Organism: Daldinia childiae
Lineage: Eukaryota; Fungi; Ascomycota; Sordariomycetes; Xylariales; Hypoxylaceae
Product: putative transporter C83.11
Exons: 2
Coding region: 1-1743 (580 amino acids)
Biological process (GO): phosphoenolpyruvate transmembrane import into Golgi lumen
Cellular component (GO): Golgi apparatus; endoplasmic reticulum
Molecular function (GO): antiporter activity; phosphoenolpyruvate transmembrane transporter activity
Source: RefSeq, a predicted model, not a curated record